Molecule: messenger RNA, 1801 nt
Organism: Xylona heveae TC161
Lineage: Eukaryota; Fungi; Ascomycota; Xylonomycetes; Xylonales; Xylonaceae
Product: Nitrilotriacetate monooxygenase component A/pristinamycin IIA synthase subunit A
Exons: 1
Coding region: 262-1707 (481 amino acids)
Molecular function (GO): oxidoreductase activity, acting on paired donors, with incorporation or reduction of molecular oxygen; monooxygenase activity
Source: RefSeq, a predicted model, not a curated record
AAUCGUCGCUGCGUCUGACACCACAGAGAUACGCGUUCCAGCUUUCUCGUCCUGCGAUGGCGCAAGUGUCUCCCUUGACGCAUGAGAAGCCUUCUGGAUGCUUAUCUCUUGCAGACAAGAUUCGAAAUUGCUUUAUCCACAAUGAUUACGGAACGACAUAAAAUGCCCAGGUUGUGCCGACCGAAGAGCCCUGAUUCCUAACGUAAACGUGCGAAAGCCCAUCGUUGAGGCCGUUGACCUAUUCAUCCAAUCACCGUCGCUAUGACCAAUCCGAAAAAGCAACUCAUCAUCAACGCCUUCGCCAUGCAGGCGCCAGGACACCUGAAUCCUGGUCUGUUUCGGUUCCCGGGAGACCAGGGAUCAGAGUAUGCGUCCAUCAAGCACUGGAUAAGUUUGGCGAAGAAGCUUGAGGCUGCCAAAUUUCAUGCCAUCUUCUUUGCAGACGUGCUAGGCGGCUACGAUGUGUACAAGGGGCCUGCCAAUCUUGAUCCUACGAUCCCUGCGGCGGCGCAAUUUCCCAUCAAUGACCCCUUGUACAGCAUUUCAGCCCUUGCCGCAGCGACAGAGAGCAUCUCCUUUGGAGUCACAGCCUCAACCACAUAUGAUUCGCCUUAUGCGCUUGCGCGUCGGUUCGGAACCGUCGAUCACCUCUCCGGCGGUCGAGUCGGGUGGAAUAUCGUCACGUCCUAUCUUGACUCAGCCGCGCGAAACUUUGGACUGGACACGCAAAUCGAGCAUGACGAGCGAUAUGCAAUUGCGCACGAGUACCUCGACGUGGUAUACAAGUUAUGGGAGGGAUCUUGGAGGGACGACGCCGUUAGGCCACCUGGCGAAAAGGAUUCUGGAUACGCAGACCCCAAGGCCGUCCGCCAGAUAAAUCAUGUGGGGAAACACUUCCGUGUACCUGGCCCUGCGAUAAUCGCUCCAUCGCCGCAGCGGACGCCGUUCUUACUGCAAGCGGGUACAUCAACGGCUGGCAAAGCUUUCGCAGCUAAGCAUGCCGAAGCGGUCUUUCUCAAUGGACACAGCCCUGACCUCAUCCGUCCGUCGGUCGACAGUAUUCGCGCACAAGCAGCAGAGCUAGGCCGCGAUCCGCGAGACAUCAAAAUUAUUGGCGGAGCCCUAGUGAUCGUGGCAGAUACAGACGAAAAGGCUCAGGCUAAGUUUGACGAGCUAAGAAGCUAUGGCGACCGGGAAGGCGCAUUGGCUCUGUUUGGUGGAUGGAGUGGGUACGACCUCAGCAAAUAUGCCGAUGACCAAGACUUCCGGUUUGUCGAACAGCCCGCCAUUCGGAGCAUGGUGAACCACUGGGCGAGUACCGUUCCAGGUUCUGACGGGCAGAAGAAAUGGGACAAACGUGCAAUCGCAGAAUAUCUGAUCCUGGGAGGCAACGGACCGAAGAUUAUUGGAAGCGUCGAGACCGUGGCAAACGAGCUGGAGAGAUGGGUGGAAGUUGCCGAUAUUGACGGGUUUAACUUUAGUUACGCCACUCUUCCGGGAACAUUCGACGACAUUAUUGAACUUUUGCUGCCAGAGUUGAAGCAACGAGGCUUAGUCUGGGAUGAUUAUGCUGUGCCCGGUGGUACAUUCAGAGAAAAUGUCUAUGGGCAAAAGGGACGAAACAGAUUGCCAGAUUCCCAUCCUGGUGCCCAAUAUUUCUGGCGGAAAGGAGAAGAGGUUCCCCCCUAUGCCACUACCCAAGGAUAACAUAAUGGAGCUAUCUCUACAAUUAAUAUUUUCUGUCCUGUCUAGCUGAGAACAUUAAGUCUAGACUGUGUUGGGUUUUUUAAACCUUAGGGGG